AUGAAUGUGAACAAAAAUUUGCAUAAUAUAUCAGUGCUAACAGAGUUUGCUAGAAAUUUUGAGGAAGAUCAGACAGAAACAGUAAUAUCAAAGUUGGUUAAUAAAAUUUAUGAGGCAUGUAAUAAUGUAAAUGCUGACAUUGGUGGUGCUUCUACACAACAGCAAGCUCAAAAUGAAGACGAUAAUAGUGAAACCUCAUCAUCGGCAUCAAAUCCAUCAAGUUUAUCAAGCAGCACUACAUUAGAGCAGAAAAAAGAGCAACAAACGCCCACAGUCUAUCAAGUUGACACUUCGCAAGGCCGAACAUCAUUAAAUGUAAUCAAGCGAAUAAGUAAUUUGAUUGCACUAAGAGAUAAAGACCUCAACGACUACAAAAAUACGGAAUUAAAAAGAUUGUGGAUGCCUGACGAUAAAUCGCGCGAAUGCUAUGACUGUGCCUUGAAAUUUACAACAUUCAGGCGAAAACAUCACUGUCGAUUAUGUGGGCAAAUAUUUUGUUCGAAAUGUUGCAACCAAAUAAUACCAGGCAAAAUAAUAAAAUGUUCUGGCGAUCUUCGUGUUUGUACGUACUGCUCUAAAGUUGUCUUAUCAUACAUAAAAUCACCUGACAUCAAUGCUGAUUUAAAAUCGGAUCUUCAAGCUUUGGAAGAAGAUCUUUCCAAUAAGUUUGUUGGAUCAAUGAGCAGCAGUUCUAAUCAAAGCAGUUCAACUGAAACAAGUCCAAGUCAUCGAAAGGUUUCUGUUGGAUAUCAAGAAGAGAGAUUAGUAACGAAUACUAGUGCUUUGAGUAAUGCAGACAGAAAGACAAUUUUACAACAGUCAAAUACGUUAAAAUCACUUUAUGAGGACAUGAUAAAUUCCUUAUUAUCCACAACUCAACAGCAUAAAGGAAUUGAUUUAAUUAACUUUCUAAUAUCUAAUCAAAAAUCAUCAAAUAAACAACAAGCUGUUGCCGUUAUUAAUGCUAUGAUUGAAGCUGGUUUUAUGGUUCCAUUAUUGGUGUAUGAAAACAGCAAUGAAGCAACAAGUAGCGACACUUUUCAUGUUGAUUUUAAUGAGAAUUUAUUCUAUAAACUUCAAAAAUUGGAUGAGAUUGAAAUGGAAGAAAAUAACGUAACUGAUGCAGCAUGUACAGAUUCUUUAUAUGAUGAAUCAAUAAUUGAUGACAUAAUUCCACCAAGUAUGUAUGUUAAUGAGAAUAGUAAGGAAAAUGAGCUCCAAAAUUCAUUAUUAUUAACUGUUGGUUCAAAGCCCUUACUUGAAGCUUAUUUUGAGCAUGAGGAGCGUCUUUUUCAGCAAUUACUACGUAAUGAAAAUUUAGAUUUAUCAUGGUCAAAAGUAUUAAUUACUCAAUGUGCCAGAAUAGCUCAUACAAUUCAUCCUGAAUUUUCGAAUCGUACUCUUGAUUCUAUGGAUGUCCGUAACUUUGUUAAUAUUAAGAAAAUAUCUGGUGGAACUAGAAAUGAUUCAACAAUAAUUGGUGGUGUUGUAUUUAGUAAGAAUGUCGCGCAUAAAGAUAUGAAAAUUAAAAUUGAUAAUCCAAAAGUACUUUUGCUUCAAUGUCCAAUUGCUUAUCAGCGUGUAGAAGGGAAAUUUGUCACAAUUGAGUCAUUAAUUCUCCAGGAAAAGGAAUAUUUGAGGAACGUCACAUCUCGUAUUUUAUCCUUAAAUCCAGACGUGGUUUUGGUCCAUAAAAAUGUAGCUGGGAUCGCACAAGAUUUACUACGUGAUAAUGGAAUCACUUUGGUUUUGGAUGUUAAACUGUCAGUCUUUGAGAGGCUUGCAAGAUGCAUGCAAUGUGACAUUGUGACUUCAAUUGACUCAAAUAUUGGAAAACCUAAGCUUGGAACUUGUAAAAGAUUUUAUGUCAAGAAUUUCAUCGAAUCUAAUGGAACUGCUAAGAGUCUUAUGUUCUUUGACAUUCCAUAUAGUCAACGUGGAUGUUCCUUAUUGUUACGUGGCGGAACUGAAGAUGAAUUAGUGCGAUUGAAGAAAGUUUCGAGUUUCUUACUUUUUUCAAGAUACAAUUGGCGAUUAGAACUGUCUUUCUUGUUGGAUAGCUUUGCACAGCCGCCUUUGAAAAAGUCUAGCAUAUUCGAUUCCAUUGAUCAAAGUCCAGCAGAACAGAAAGUUCUUAUUCAUUCUAUAUCUGAAAUUUCAGAAACAUCAAAAAGUGAAAUUUCAAGAAAGAAUGUUGCUGACUUUUCAGAUCCAUUAAGAGCUGAUCCACAGACUUUUGAUACCAAUGUUGUAGAAUAUGUUGAGCUACAAGUCCAGGACUCAUUUGAUAAUAAAUUCAGGACAUCCUUAGCAUCAACAAUAUUGUCAAUAAGUCCAUUUAUUAAUUUUCCAUUGCCAUACUUAGAAAGUGAAACUGGAAGGAGAUGUGAUUUAAGGAAGUACUUUCCAAAUGAGCUAUUCUAUUCCAAGCAGUGGGCAGGCAAUAAAAGUGAGAAAAUUGAUAAAACGGAAAUUAAUUUGAGUGCUAAAAACGAUGAGGAACCAAUUAAUCUCAAACCUCCACAUAAAUUCUUAACAAUGAAAAUCACAAAGCCUGCAGAUGAUAAGGAUGUUCAAACUGCACUUGCUGACUUCCGAAGAAGUGGCUUUACAUAUCAGAAAGUCGCUCGAAUUAAGAUUAUUGAGAAGAAACCAGAAAGUUCUAAGCAUAUUUCACGUCAAAAAUCAUUUUCUGAUCAUUUAAAAGAUGCAUUUGACAUUUACAAUCAUCAAAGACUUCCAGUUUUAUUCUGUAGCUUCUAUUUAAAUAGUAAUAAGGAACUACCAACAUCCUUUUGUGCUCAACCUUUAUUACUGGACAUGCAUUUUUAUGGACAAGAUGAUAUUAUGCUUGGAUUAUUCCUCGAACGUUACUGCUUCCGUAAUUCCUACAUUUGUCAGUCAUGUAAACUUCCAAUGAUGGAUCAUGUCAGGAGAUAUGCACAUUCAAAUGGCGUCGUUCAAGUCAAACUGGAUGUUGAUCAUAAUAAGAGUGAAUCUUCAAGUAUUUUAAUGACUUCUCGAUGUACAAUUUGUAAUAUAAUGACUCAAAGUGUUCCUAUGUCUUCAGACACUUGGUGCUUAUCGUUUGCUAAAUUUUUGGAACUAAAAUUUCAUGGAAAUUUCUAUACACGCCGAAAUAUCGAUCAAGAUGAUACAAAUGUUAUGCCAGCAUGCUGUCAUUCACUGUAUCAUGAUCAUAUUCAGUACUUUGCAAAUAAUGGAGUUAUUGUCAGCUUUAUGUACACGCCAAUUGAAAUUUGGGAAAUUAAACUUCCACUUUUGUCACUUCCUCUAAAAUGUCCUGAAAUAAUUGACAAAAAAUCUUUUACUGAUAAAAUUAAGCAGUUCUCAGUUAAAGGAUAUGAAGUCUACGCAAAGAUCCACGAGAAAUUAGCAAAUUUAUCAACGGAAGUAAAAACGCCAAUGCUGGAAGAUUUAAAGAAGGGACUUCAUCGAGAUCGUUUAUUCUUUAAACAUCGUGUUGAUGUUGUCAAUCUUCUAUUAGGGUCAAAUGAAGUCUAUGAGCAUGAAAUUAAUGAUGCUAUUUAUAUGAUGCACAAGGAACUUGCAGAUAGUAUAGAAUUGUGGGGACCAAGAUUAAAUGAGGCAGCAAGUCAGCUUAAAAAUGCUCAGAAAAAUGAAUUAACUCUACAAAAUUCAGAGGUUCCAGAUGAUAUUGAUGAUUCAGCAUUUAGCAGUGAUGAUUUGGAAUUUGAUACAAGUGAAGGCAUAAUGAGUCGGUCGAUUGAUGAGCUACAAAACGAAAAGAAGGAUAAAAUUGAUAAGAAAACAAUCCGGAAACUAUUAAGCACAAUUCUCCCAUCUAGCUCCGAUCAAAAUCCACUUCAAACACCAUUUACAGUCAAUGAGCAUUAUUGCUUACAAAUUGGUCAGUUUCCAAUUCUUGUACAUGACCAAGAUUUGAGCUCAAUAAUAUCAUUCAGCCUAAUGUCUUAUGACUACAAGAAAUUGCUUGAAAACUACAUGCUUGCGUCAACUGAGUUUGUUGGAAAUAGCAGUCCUAAUUUAAAAAGGAAAAAUCCAAGUGACAGUUCAAUAGAAAUAGAUGAAAAGGAUGGAACAACAAGCAAGGAAUCAAAUGAUAAGAACAAGAAGAAUAAUAAUAGCCACAUUGAGAUUCAAUUCCAAGAUUCAACUACUCAAUUUACAUGCAAAAGUUAUUUUGCAAAGGAAUUUGAUGAUUUAAGGAACAAAUGCUUUGUGGUUCCAAACAAAACACAAUGUAGCGACGAAUCAGCAAUGAAUGAUGAAAUAAGAAAGAGCUAUGCUCGAUCAUUAAGUCAGAGUAUGCGAUGGGAAGCACGUGGUGGAAAAAGUGGAUCUAAAUUCAGCAAAACUUUUGAUGAUCGUUUUGUUUUAAAGGAAAUGUCUAAGCAAGACAUUGGAGAGUUUGAAAAAUUCGCACCAAAUUAUUUUGAGUACAUUAAUGGAUGUAUUCAGAAGAAUUCGCCGACUUUAUUAGCUAAAAUUUUUGGAAUCUACAAAGUAAUUAUUAAGAAAAAGGAAUCUGUGAGCGAGAAAGCUGUUUUGGUGAUUGAGAAUCUGUUUUGUGAUAGAAUAAUAGCAAAUAAGUAUGACUUGAAGGGAUCUGAACGAAAUCGAUUGGUUGAUCCGACUGUACAGAUUGGAGAAACUGUCUUGCUUGACGAGAACCUUAUCAAAUCUUCCUGGUCAAAGCCACUGUACAUUCUGACACAUUCUCGUUCAAUUUUGCGUGAUGCAAUUUGCCGUGACUCGAGUUUCCUUGAAAAGAACCAUGUUAUGGAUUAUUCGUUACUAGUUGGAUUGGAUGAGAGCAACAACCUGAUAGUUGGAAUCAUUGACUACAUUCGAAAAUUUACUCUUGAUAAAAGAAUUGAAUCGUACUUUAAGCAAGUUGUGGAUCAAACAAAAUUACCAACAAUAGUGUCGCCGAAUGUUUAUAAAAGUAGAUUUAUUGAAGCGAUGGAUCGAUAUUUUCUAGCAGUUCCUGAUCGAUGGGAGGAUAUAAUGAAAAAUAACAGUUAUUAA
Molecule: messenger RNA, 5034 nt
Organism: Chironomus riparius
Lineage: Eukaryota; Metazoa; Arthropoda; Insecta; Diptera; Chironomidae
Source: the annotation of a GenBank genome assembly